Molecule: messenger RNA, 1570 nt
Organism: Macroventuria anomochaeta
Lineage: Eukaryota; Fungi; Ascomycota; Dothideomycetes; Pleosporales; Didymellaceae
Product: ThrRS/AlaRS common domain-containing protein
Exons: 1
Coding region: 198-1535 (445 amino acids)
Biological process (GO): tRNA aminoacylation; regulation of translational fidelity
Molecular function (GO): aminoacyl-tRNA ligase activity; Ser-tRNA(Ala) deacylase activity; ATP binding
Source: RefSeq, a predicted model, not a curated record
UCGAUUGGGGUAUUCAGAGAUCGUGUUGGGGACGCGUCGCUUCAUGGAUGGAGAACAUUGUCAAACUAAUACGCUUACUAAGAUUACCUUCUCACGCAACUUCUACCUUCGUACAACCUGCGUGAGUCAACUUUCAUUGCAAGAAGUCACAACCUCCGCAAUCCCUACACCUCACUCGUAUCUUCUGGCGCGCAAAUAUGGCGAUAGCUGUUGUUACACCGAGCAUUGUUGGCGCUUUGUCAUGUCAGAAAGACUCUUAUCUGCAGACACUGGAGACGGAGGUUGUCGCGUGCGACGAAUACAUCCCACCAAAAGGCAACCCGCAGAAUGGCAAAGCGAAAUCGAAGAAAUCUACAGAUCCUUCGAAAGUGAAUGGCAAUGCGGAAUCAGCAACACAACGAACAUGGAUGAUUGAAUUUGCAGACUCUGUGCUCUUCCCGGAGGGCGGAGGGCAACCUACCGACUAUGGCUUCAUCACACCACUCGGCGUUAAAGGGAUGAGCGCAAUACCAAUCGAGAACAUUCAACGGCAUGGGCUACGGUGUGUACAUUUCUCGCCGGCACCUUUGGAAAUCGGAAUGAAAGUCAAGCAGACGGUGUAUUACGCACGAAGAUGGGAUUUCAUGCAGCAGCACACAGGUCAGCACUUGCUCUCUGCGAUCAUGGACGGCAUGGACCUGCCAACCUUAGGCUGGAGCAUGGGGCAAUCUGGAGAGACGAACUACGUUGAGCUACCACGAAAACCCACAGAUGCGGAGAUCGUCAGGAUCCAACAAGAGUGCAACGCGGUAAUACGCGAGAAUCUGCCUGUGACAGUCGAAACACCGGAAGGCAAAGGAUCGUCGAGCCUGCCGGCUGAUUACGAUGGAGAGAAGGGUGUAGUAAGAUUCAUCAAGAUUGGUGAUUUGGAUUACAAUGCCUGCUGCGGUACACAUCUCAAGCAGACAUCACACAUCGGUCUGAUCCUGCUGCACCAUACGCAAUCGAUACGAGGAACCAACUGCCGACUCUUCUUCACCGCUGGAGACCGCGCUAUCAAUAUGGCCACUGAGUCGAUCAAUGGUCUCCGUAACAUCGCUAUAUCUCUCUCAUCAAGCGCUGCACCCGAAGAGGUUGCAGCGAAGGUACAGGGUCUUAGUGAACAACUGUCAGAAGCAAGGAAAAGGGAAAAGAGGAUGCUCUCAGGGAUUGCGAAGUUCGAGGCCCAGCAGAUCAAGGAGACGUUGCAAUGCGCUGUAGGCGCGUUCUCGCACCGUGCCGAUGAUGGGCUAGACUUUCUCAACCUCGUUCUCAUUGAACUCAGAGAUGUGCUCAAGGGCAAGGGUGUCGUAGUGCUGUGUACUGGCGACACGAAAACACCUGGCUCGUUGGUAAUCACUGGAAAGACAGAAUUGGUGGAGGGCUUAUCAGCCAAAGUCAAAGACAUAGUGAAAGCAGCGAAGGGAGGUGGCAGGGGAGAAAAAUGGCAAGGCAAGGUUACUGAGUGGCAGAAGGGCGAAAUUGAGGCGUUGAAGACAGCAGUGGAGGAAUUGUGAUAUGCAUGAGCAGAAUGAUGUCCAACAAUCAAACG